CCCAACAUCCAGCUCCAGUCCGACGACGGCGGAGGCACCACAGAGCAGCAGAGUGAUCCCCUACAGCUCGACUCAACUCCCGGCGUCAAAAAAAGCGGAAAUGGGCUGUCAGUGAAACCCGGGCGGUGGAGGGGAGAGGCGGGCAGCCGGGGGGUGGGGGGGAACGACGAGACAAGAGAGUGGUGGGAGAAACAGCCAGAGAGAACAAACAAAAGCACAAUCGAGGGUGCCUGCAACCAUGAGCGGCUUGCACUAUUCGCCGGAGCUGCUGCGGCUGCCGCUGCCGCUCUGCACGACGCGGACCAGGUCGUGAGGUGUGGCUCGGAAACGCUCCGGGGAACCUUGUCAGCCGAAACGACUCGCCGAGGAGGAGCAGGAGGAGGUGGGGUGGUGGUGGAAAAUAUGUCCGCCUCGGUGGGGCCCCAGGGUGGCCCUCGACCACCCACCGCGCCGCCAUCCAUGCCGGAUCUGCCGGACCUGAGUCAUCUCACCGAGGAGGAGAGGAAGAUCAUCAUGGGUGUGAUGGCUCGGCAAAAGGAGGAAGAAGAUAAAGAACAAGCCAUGCUUAAAACACUGCACCAGCAGUUUGAGAGCUACAAACAGGAGGUGCGUCGCAUUGGGGCGGACACACGGCGUCAGCAGACCCUGCAGAAGGACGACGCGCCCACCUGCGGUAUCUGCCGCAAGACCAAGUUUGCGGACGGCUGUGGCCACCUCUGCUCCUACUGCCAGACCAAAUUCUGUGCUCGCUGUGGAGGGCGAGUCUCUCUACGCUCCAACAAUUGUGUCAUAGUGAAGGACAGGGUGAUGUGGGUAUGCAACCUGUGCCGUAAACAGCAGGAGAUUCUCACCAAAUCAGGAGAAUGGUUUUCUGGAUCAGGGGUGCGGCCUGGGAUCCUGGGCACCUCCUUAAACAACCUAGCCAGAGGAGGUGAGGCUCAACGAGACGGGAAACUACUCCGCUCCAGAUCCCAAGCCCCGUCCUCUGGCAACCCAGGGCCACAAGACGGGACACAGCCACCCUCUGGCGUCACUGCUGCCAAGGGUGCUGACAACAUGCCCGGCACACGGUCACAAAGCGAGCCACCUAAAGAAAAGAAAAGGCCAGUGUCCCUCCAUGAACAAAAUGGUAAGGGAGGAACGGGGCGGGGAAGUGGCCGCAGAGCUGCCGGGAAGCUGCUGUCUCAGUCGUCCCUGGAUGAGAGGGUGAUGUCCGGGGACAAAGGAGAAAGGCGGUUAGUAGACGGACGGAGGCUGGAGAAGAUCCAUUCUCAGAACUACGAGGAAGGGCAGGAGAACUUUGGUUUUUCAGAAACCCAACGGAGACGCCCGGAGGACGAAGAGCAGAGAGAACGCAAGCGCCGCGAGGAGGAGUUUCAGAAUCGUUACCGUAGCGACCCCAACCUGGCACGGUACCCAGUAAAACCACAGAAAGAGGAGCAGGAGAUGCGCAUGCAUGCCAAGGUGUCCAAGGUCCGCCAUGAAAGACGACAUAGUGAUUUGGCGAUCAAUGAGGUGGGACUGGGACCUGAAGGAGGCAGUGCAGGGGAGGUGCCUGAGAACCGACUGGCAAGGAGGGCUGGAGGUAGGGAGGGAGACCGCAAAGCCGGUUUGGAGAACCACCGAGCCUACUCUGUGGAAAGGACCGUGGGGGUUGGAGGGGGAGCUCCACCAGCCGGAGGUGGAGUGAGAUCAGGACCUCAACCUGGGGGGCCGGUGCCUCCAGAUUGGGGUCCUAACAAAGGCCGCCUGGAUCCCGGCACAACACGGACACCAAGGGACAAGGGUGGGGAGAACCUGCUGAGGAAGGACUCUCAGAGCUCGGACCAGUCGGAGUCUUUGCGGCCGCCCCCUCCGCGGACGUACAAGAGUAAGCGCGGAGUCAACAAGAGGCAGAUGUCCAUCAGCAGCUCAGAAGAGGAGGGUGGCUCCACGCCUGAGUACACCAGCUGUGAGGACGUGGACAUGGAAAGCGUCAGUGAGAAAGGUGACUGGGAUUGUCAUUCUCUAGAUCCUACAGUUUGGCAUCAUCCAGUUACGUGGCAGCCAUCCAAGGAGGGUGACCACCUAAUUGGACGAAUCACUCUAAGCAAGAGGUCAGCCAUGCCGCGGGAGGCUGGCUCGCUCCUUGGCCUAAAAGUGGUUGGAGGGAAGAUGACAGAGAUAGGGAGACUCGGGGCCUUUAUCACAAAAGUUAAGAAAGGCAGCCUGGCAGAUGUCGUGGGACACCUACGAGCAGGGGACGAAGUGCUGCAGUGGAACGGGAAGUCGUUGCCUGGACUAACAAAGAAAGAAGUUUACAACAUUAUCCUUGAAUCCAAGGCUGAACCUCAAGUGGAAAUUGUUGUGUCAAGACCUAUAGGAGACAUCCCAAGAAUCCCAGAGUCAUCCCACCCUCCUCUAGAAUCAACUGGCUCGAGUUCCUUUGAGUCACAAAAGAUGGACCGUCCUUCUAUUUCAGUGAUGUCCCCUACCAGCCCUGGGACCCUCCGAGACCUCCCGAUGGUACUGCCUGGACAGCUCUCUGUGAAGUUGUGGUACGACAAAGUGGGUCAUCAGUUGAUCGUCAACGUCCUUCAAGCCAUAGAUCUGCCAACCCGUACAGACGGACGACCUCGGAACCCCUAUGUCAAAAUGUACUUCCUGCCAGAUAGGAGUGAUAAAAGUAAACGGCGGACUAAAACAGUGAAGAAGAGCGCUGAUCCCAAGUGGAACCAGACAUUCUUAUAUUCCCACGUUCAUCGGCGGGACUUUAGAGAACGAAUGUUAGAGAUCACAGUGUGGGACCAGCCCAGGGUCCAGGAGGAGGAGAGUGAAUUCCUUGGAGAGAUCCUGAUUGAGUUGGAGACGGCCUUGCUGGACGAUAUUCCUCAUUGGUAUAAACUCCAGACACAUGACGUGUCCUCUAUACCUCUGCCUCAGCCCUCCCCGUACCUCCCACGCAGACACGUCCAUGGAGACAGCCCAAGCAAGAAACUACAAAGGUCGCAUCGCAUCAUUGACACAGAGUUUGAUGAUGGUUUGAUGGUUGUGAAUAAAGAUGCAGAGCGUAACUCCAGGGAGAGAGAACGAGGCAGUACGCUGGCUGUACCUGAGCAGCAGCGGCAAGUCCAGCACCGCUCCCGCUCUGUGUCUCCUCACCGAGAGGACUCCUGCAGGGCUCGCUCACGGCCUGCACACGUCCCCAUGCAAAGGAGUCUGGAUGAGAUCCACCAGAACCGCCAUCAGUCCCACUCGCCUUCCCCCUCCCGCUACCACGACUCCCACCUGGAGCACCAGCGCUCCGGGGACUCAGACUACGAGUACUCUGAAGACAGUGAGGUCCUGGAGAUGCACAGGUCUAUCCGAGGUGGGAGUGCCGAGUGCCUGCAUACAAACAGGGGCGUAGGUAGAUACAGCAACACACUCCCCCCAAAAAUGCCCCUGUUAGUAAACGGUAUCCAUAAAGACAUUUACAGCUCAACCCUCCCUGCAUGCCUAAAGAGCAAGCCGCCCUCCAGGCAGGAAGGGGGCAGCACCAUGCCUCGUAGCAUCCUUACACACCGUGUGCUAAGGUUCACUGAUGAGGUCACGGUUAGCGACCUGCAGCCGUCGUUGGACAGAGUAAGGAGUGCCAGCACCACCUGUCUCAGACCAGACACCAACUUUCACUCCUCUGACAGAGACAGGUGCUCCAACUCUUUGCCCCACAAGACUCCCCCAAGCCCCAGGAUCUUUGUAGAACAUGUGACCCCUGAAGAAGACAGGCCGUGUAGCAAUUCAUCAACUCCCAACUGUCACAGGGGCAGCAGAAAAAGUCUGGAGGGGCACGGUCGUAUCCAGCCCACCUCUAUCCUGAGGGGCAGUAGGGGGAGAGGGGGCCCUCUGAGGCCCUUUGGGCAGACGGCCCUGUCUGGGUCUUGCCCAAACUCACCUCGUCUAGACAGAGCACACACUCAUGGCAGCCCCUCUCCUACGGGGACUCACUCAUCAGGUCGCAGGGGCCGGCAACUGCCUCAGCUCCCUGCAAAAAGCAGCAGCAUAGAGCAAGCUCUCGCAGUAGAGGAGCGUGCCCGACAGCUGCAGAUGAAAGUACAUUCCUACCGGCCUUCAGCCUCCCACGACCCCGAGACGGACCUCAAGACAAAACGGGAGAUGUACGCAGAGCAGCGGCGUAGCAGCGACAACAUGUCGGCCAGAUCGUCAGACAGCGACAUGAGCGAUAUGUCGGCCCUCUCCCGUGCCAGCAGUGCCUCCCGCCUCAGUAGCACCAGCUACAUGUCCAUCCAAUCAGAACGACCGGGAGGACGACUCAGAUCCAAGUCGUUAGAGGAGGAGAAGAAAGACAGGAGGAUUUCGUGGGGGGUGAAUGGAGAGGAUGAGAGGAGGAAGGCAGCAGGAAAGAGACGAUUCUCUGCGGAGUUGAAGCGCAGGAGACACACUGUAGCCGGAGACACGAGGGAGUCCAGCAUGCUGAAGAGUUCAAGUGUGAGCGGAGAGAUCUACACACAGGAGCGCACUGACGGUAGCCAAUCAGACACGGCGCUGGGUACGGUUGGCGGCGGCAGCAAGAAGAGACGCUCCAGCCUCAGCGCGCGGGUCGUGGCCAUCGUUGGCAACCGUCGCAGCCGCAGCACGUCACAGAUCAGCGGCCCUGAGGGGAAGAGUAAAAAGGAGAAAGGUGCACCCAUCCAGAGGAGCACAGAGACCGGCAUGGCAGUGGAGCUGACCCGCAACAUGAGCCGGCAGCCCAGCAGAGAGUCCAACAACGGCAGCAUGAACAGCUGCAACUCUGAGGGGAAUUUGAUCUUCUCUGGAGUCAAUCUGGGGGCCAGCAGUCAGUUCAGUGACUUCCUGGAUGGCCUGGGACCGGCUCAGUUAGUGGGGAGGCAAACUCUGGCUACUCCUGCUAUAGGUGACAUCCAGAUUGGCAUGAUGGAGAAGAAGGGUCAGCUUGAGGUGGAAGUCAUCCGAGCUCGAGGACUCGUUCAAAAGCCAGGAUCCAAAUCCCUCCCUGCUCCAUACGUCAAAGUCUAUCUGCUGAAUAAUGGAGCGUACGUAGCCAAAAAGAAAACAAAGAUUGCACGGAAAACACUUGACCCACUGUACCAGCAAGCAUUGCUAUUCGAAGAAAGUCCACAGGGUAAAGUCUUACAGGUGAUUGUAUGGGGGGACUAUGGCCGUAUGGACCAUAAGAGCUUCAUGGGAGUUGCACAAAUCCUAUUGGAGGAACUAGACUUAUCAAGCACAGUCAUUGGUUGGUACAAAUUAUUCCCACCAUCCUCAUUGGUGGAUCCGACACUUGCCUCACUGACGCGGCGGGCUUCCCAGUCGUCACUUGACAGCUCCUCCGGACCUCCAGGAGUCAGAUCCUAGUGGACCGACUGCUCUGCACGCGCUUGAAAAAGUUCAACAACAAACUAUGAAAUGUUCUGCAGAGAGGGAAACAAACACGGAAAAGAAAAGAUGGCGGAGAUGUAGAACAACAACAACAAUCAGAAACAGUCACAAUGAGAAAGCUUUGCUGAGAUCUGACAAUCACUUCUGUCGUGGUUAAUUUUUUGUCCGUUGUAGAGAGCGCCACAUUUCAGUGUUUCAUUAUCAUUCAAAGAAGAAAAAAAAGUCUCGUAGUUUUUUCUCUGUGUACGAUGGAGAAGCAGAGCCGGUUGAGCAGUCGCUCUCGAGAUGGGAGAUCAAAACGAAACAGGGUGGUUUUUCACUGAAUCAACAAUAGCAAAGAAAUGUACAUUAGCAUCGGAAUGUAAGUGAAGCGGUAAUCACCCUCCACACCUGCAGGGGGCGCAGUCCUCUCUGCAGUGGCCUCCUCCAGAACCCAACAGACUGCCGACAUCCUGGCCCCCCCCCCAGGCAGGGUGCUCCCACGUGGGUGUUCAGUCUGGAAGCACAGGGCCUUCUUCUGGUGCCUAGACCUUAGAGCCACAUCACUGGCCUCCUCUCUGUCAAAGACAAAUCUUCAUUAUGUUUACCGUGGCUGCUCGACGCCACACCGUUUUAGCGUGAUUGCUUUGUCGUUCAUUUUCUUUUCCCUUUGUUACUACUGGCACAAAAAGGUUUUUACAGUGCAUAAAAUGCUUAUGAUAGUUUUGUCAGUCUGGUGUGUGCAUGGAGAUUAAAAAAAAAAAAACUAAACACAAGAGAUAUAAAAAAAAAGGAUAUCAAAUCUAUUAAAUGUCUGCAAGUGUUAUGCAGGGGUGGGGGAGGGGCUGAAAAUGAUGGCACAUCUUAGAUUUUUACACUUGACAGUGAGAUUAGCGUGCAGCGCUGUUUUCCUUGUUCCACCGCUGGCACAUAUCGGGGCCAGUUGUCUUUGUAUAGAUGUAAAUUGGGUUGAUUAGUUGACCUACAAAUGAAGUUUAUGUCACUUUGAAAUGCCACAAGGGUUCAACAUCACUGUAAAAAGAUUUAAAAAAUAAAAUAAAAAUAAAUAGGAAGUCUUUGUUCAUCAACGCAAAGAGACAUUAUGGGAGCGUCUAAUUUUUUCACCCUGGCACGUUUCAGGUUUCUAUCCAGCCCUUAGUUGACCUUGAGCACAAGAGCUUGAUUUUUUUACGACAAAAAGUUUAACUUUUUGAGAAAAAAAAAUAGAUUAAAAAAAAAUAUAU
Molecule: messenger RNA, 6602 nt
Organism: Labrus mixtus (cuckoo wrasse)
Lineage: Eukaryota; Metazoa; Chordata; Actinopteri; Labriformes; Labridae
Gene: rims1b
Product: regulating synaptic membrane exocytosis 1b
Exons: 34
Coding region: 403-5355 (1650 amino acids)
Biological process (GO): regulation of membrane potential; intracellular protein transport; positive regulation of synaptic transmission
Cellular component (GO): cytoskeleton of presynaptic active zone; presynaptic membrane
Molecular function (GO): transmembrane transporter binding; small GTPase binding
Source: RefSeq, a predicted model, not a curated record